Molecule: messenger RNA, 2800 nt
Organism: Brassicogethes aeneus
Lineage: Eukaryota; Metazoa; Arthropoda; Insecta; Coleoptera; Nitidulidae
Source: the annotation of a GenBank genome assembly
CCGACGCCUACUCGGUGCUCUCUGCCUCUCUAUUUACAAUCUUUACAAAAGCGUUUCUCUGAAAUCCACAUGAAUAAUAUUGUUUCCAGUUUUUCCCACUUCUCAUAAAUUUUGUUCUUGAUUCUAUAACAUUGACUUUGUAUAAAAAUCAGUUUUUUCUCAUCUUUUCUGCUUCGCUACCUGCAGACAAUUAACAUGUGAAUUGCCCGAAACGCAGAAGGUCGUAAAAUGUUUAGCAAGGCCCUUUUGGUAUUCCUUUGCGUACAUCUAGGCUGUAGGACGUCAUGGGCUUGUGGGAAAAGUUGCGCCUGUAAAUGGAAAAACGGAAAACAAACCAUCGAAUGCUCGAACAGGAAUUUAGACGCGAUUCCGUCAGGCUUCAGCGCUGACAUGCAAGUGCUCGAGUUUUCCGGCAACCGCUUGCCCGAGCUGCCGGCCGAAUUUCUUCUGAAAGUGCAGCUGGUCAAUUUGCAGCGAAUUUUUCUGUCCAACUGCAAUAUCAGGGCGAUACACGAGGAAGCGUUUAAAGGACUGGCGAACCUGGUGGAGCUCGACCUAUCCAACAAUUUUAUCGAGCGCGUGCCCACCGAGGCUUUUAAGUUUUGCCCGGCUCUAAUGAGGCUCACACUUAACUACAACCCCAUCCACGCCCUGCAGAAGUUUUCUUUUAACUACCUAACUUAUUUAAAUACCUUGGAGUUGAGCAAUUGUUCUUUAUUCGAAGUGGAGGCGGGAGCUUUCCAGGGACUUCACAGCCUGGAAUGGCUUCAUUUGGACGGAAACAGAUUAAAAACUAUUCCCGGACGGAAAACCCUUCCCGAUAAUAUUAAAGGUGUGGAGUUACAGCACAACGCCUGGGAAUGCGACUGCCACAUCCAAGAUCUUCACGGUUGGCUUGUGAAUUUUAACGUUCCCAUGUCGAGUGAACCGAUGUGCAAGGGUCCGUCUCGUCUAUCCGGUCGCGUUAUCAAAUCAAUACCGACCGCGGACUUGGCCUGUCUGCCCGACGUAUCGCCGACCUCCUUCUAUCUGGAACUGAGCGAGGGAAAAAACGUCUCGCUAUUGUGUCACGUCCACGCGAACCCGGAAGCGACCGUGUCGUGGUGGUUUCAAGGCCGGAUUCUGCAGAACAAUACGCCAGUUGCACCGGGCUUACACUUGAUUUACUACGUGGAAGAGGGUCCCGAGAAAAAGCGCAGCGAACUGUUCAUAUACAACGCUGACGCCGACGAUAACGGCACCUACGUUUGCAACGCGGAAAACGCGGCCGGCUCCACUCACACCAACUUUACCGUGAAAAUCCUGCUAAAGGAGGACCCGAUCGUGAUUAUUGUUUCCCUUCCGAUCGAGUAUUUUCUUGUGGUCGUCGGUGCGGCCGCCGUGCUAGGAUUGAUGAUUGUAGUCGUGUUGGUCGUAUUGAUUUUCAAAUGUCAUCGUAAUCGCUGUAGAGAGGAAAAACGGAAAAAACCGACGAGCAAGCCUGAGCUUCAGGAUGAAGAGUUGGAAGGCAGCGCAAGGGAAGUGAAUACGACCACUGAUUCAGAUGACAUGAUAAAGUACGGCGUGCAACCCUGCGAGUCUUCGUUGUCCCCCGUCGCUAAUCAAAUCAGAAGUCCCUCGUCUCUUAGGCGCUAUCAACUGGAACAGAAUCCCGACCUCAUUAACGGCACCGAAAGCAACUUGGGGUAUCGCAGGGACGGAGACGGAGCCGAUCAGCAAGGGAUGUGCAAACUUCUGGAGACAACAGGGUUGCGCAACAUCAGAUGCGUCCUCGACUCGCAGGGUUAUCCCAUAGAUUACGGCCUUCCGAAAUUGGCUUAUCGUAAAACGUCUAAUGAGAAUUAUUACCGCACCCUCCCGUGUAAGCGUUUGAAGCGCCAUUCAGCCGCAAAUCCCAUUAACAGGUUCUCUCGGGAAGCCGAAUACCUAUCAAGAAGCCUGGAUUACGACUACCAGGCGAACGUCCGAUACACGGCGACGGGUUACCCCCCGCCGAAAUUGGACAUCAUGGGUGGAGAUCUUGCCCCCUCGUCGCUGCCCUGCUGCUCUUCGGAGUUGCCCCCGCGGUUCGUUGCCGCCAAUUUGCAUGCCGCUAAGGAUCCAGCGAGCGGGGAAAAGAGAUGCGCGAGCGCGCAAACAGAGUCCGUCGAGUCCGGCGGCGGCUGUUUGAACACCCGGAACGACGUCGUUAACGAUGUGCUGACAGAAAGUCCGGACGAAGGUUACGAGGGCGAACCGCCGGUGGUGGUGUAAUUUAGCGCGUGGCGGAAUGUUUUGUCGCACACGCACUUUUUUGAUUAUGAACUAACAGGGUAAUUGCAUGCUUCUUUAAACAGUUUGAGUCUUAAUUAACCGCGCGGGUAUUGAUUUUUAUGCUUACCAAAUUUUGUAUUUGUAUAAAACAGAUUUAACAAAGUAAUCAAAAAAAUCAGCACACCUUAUGAAUUUAAUUACCAUUCUAUUCUGUAAAUCGGUUAAACUAAACAUAUUCAGCAAUCAUCAUCAUUAAAUUCCAUUUCAGGAUAAAUUAGCUUUAAAGUGGAUAAAUUUAAGGAAUUUACGCCAAGCAAUAAUUUUGUACGUAGAAUGAAGCUAUUGUUAAAAUUGAAUAUGAACAUUUGCCAUUUCAUAUUUAUAAUAAACUUUGUUAGAUUUUUUUGUAUUUAAAUGUUUCAGAAAAUAUUAUACAGGGUGUGCUGAUAGCAAUGGAGAUGCCAAAUUUAAAUACCGUAAAUUAAACGUUUUUUUAGACCAUUUUGUUUUUACAUAAAUUUUCAACGUACCAUCAACUUUAAAAUGU